Alnus glutinosa is the source of this 1227-nucleotide messenger RNA. Its product is annotated as histone-lysine N-methyltransferase ATX4-like. The coding region runs from base 1 to 1227 and encodes 408 amino acids. NCBI's taxonomy places the organism in Eukaryota, Viridiplantae, Streptophyta, Magnoliopsida, Fagales, Betulaceae. The record is from RefSeq and is a predicted model, not a curated record. The transcript has a single exon.
AUGAUAAUCAAGCGGAAUUUGAAAUCCCAAAUACCGAGUCUGAAACGGAGCAAACUCGGCGAUUCGGCGGGUGAGGAUGAUGACAGCUCGACCGUGUCUCGGAAGAAGAGGAAGACCAACACCAAGAAUGGAUAUUACCCUUUCAAUCUUCUCGGCGAAGUCGCCACCGGCAUAAUCCCCGUGAGCUUCCGAGGGAUUCUCAGCUCCGAGAAGGGCUUCGCUGCCUCGUGGUGUACCGAAUUGUCGUGCUCCCCCGGCGAGGUCGAGUCGAAAACGAAGGGCCGUGAUUCGACGAGAGCUAAGGCGAAGAGUGAUCGUGCGGUUGCAGCGGCGGAGGUUCCACGGCCGCUGCUGGUGAGAACGUCUCGGGGCCGAGUCCAGGUACUUCCUUCACGGUUUAACGAUUCAGUUAUUGAGAAUUGGAGGAAAGACAGCAAGACUAGCUUGCGUGAUUAUAGUUUUAAUGAGGAUGCUGAAUGCAAAAAAGAUAAAUUUAGCUUUAAAACGCCAAAAACCGGUUUGAAAAAAGAUCGGAACGACGAGAAAACUGGAUUCAAGUGGAGGAAAUAUGUGACAUUAUGUGAAGAAGAGGAGGGGGAAGAAGAAGCGUAUCUGGAGUUUAGGAAUUGCAAUAAUGUUAGGAAGUAUUUGAGCUCACGGAGCACACUGACAUCGUUGAAUGAGCAGUUGGGGGAAGACGAGAAGUGCCCGGUUGAGGAAAUCGAGGAACAGGUUGAGUUUUUGGAGAAUGGUGAGAGGAAACACGGGUUGUAUGGGCCGGAGGACUUCUAUUCGGGUGACAUAGUGUGGGAAAAGCCGGGGAAGAAGGAGCCUCAUUGGCCUGCCAUUGUAAUUGAUCCAAUGAGACAAGCGCCUGAAUUGGUUUUGAGGUCUUGCAUACCUGAUGCGGCUUGUGUAGUGUUUUACGGGUACUCUGGAAAUGAGAAUCAACGGGAUUAUGCAUGGGUCAAGCGUGGGAUGAUUUUUUCAUUCAUGGAUUAUGUAGAUAGGUUCCAGGAGCAGUCCGAAUUGAAUGGCUGCAAGCCGUGUGAAUUUCAGAUGGCAAUAGAGGAGGCGCUUUUGGCAGAAAGUUGGUUUAUAGAGAAGUUGAUGGCAGAUAUAAACAUUGCGGCAGGGAACACAACCUGUGAUGAAUCUAUUCAGCUUAGGGGGAUUCAAGAGGCUACUGGUUCAAACCAGGAUCCAGACCAGAAGGAAAGAAAAUAA